Molecule: messenger RNA, 966 nt
Organism: Cucurbita maxima (winter squash)
Lineage: Eukaryota; Viridiplantae; Streptophyta; Magnoliopsida; Cucurbitales; Cucurbitaceae
Product: AT-hook motif nuclear-localized protein 16-like
Exons: 3
Coding region: 114-893 (259 amino acids)
Biological process (GO): vegetative to reproductive phase transition of meristem
Cellular component (GO): nucleus
Molecular function (GO): minor groove of adenine-thymine-rich DNA binding; DNA-binding transcription factor activity
Source: RefSeq, a predicted model, not a curated record
AGCGUGGCACAAAGCGACGACGGGGCUGCUCGUUUUGCAUAUAUUUUCCGAAAAGGACAUGUUGGCUACAAGGCAGAGUGUGUAGCAAAGUUUCCCAAGUCAGCUUCACGCAAAUGACUGGCGGCGAUCAAGACCACGAGCCUGAAAAAUGUGGCAACGCCACCAAUCACCAACAAAGACCUGCCUCCUUUGAUCCUUCGUCUCUUGUUUCUCCCAAGGCUGUGCCGCCCAUUUCGGCGGCGCCGGAGACCGAUCAUGCUCUCCGCCGCCCGCGGGGGCGCCCUGCCGGGUCCAAAAAUAAGCCUAAACCCCCAAUUAUUGUUACUCGAGAUAGCGCCAAUGCACUUCGAGCUCAUGCGAUUGAGGUUAGUUCUGGGUGCGAUGUCAAUGAGAGCCUCUCGAACUUCGCUCGAAGGAAGCAGCGUGGCGUCUGCAUUCUUAGUGGGAGUGGGUGCGUCACUAAUGUCACACUCCGCCAGGCUGCCUCCUCUGGGGCCAUUGUUACUCUUCAUGGACGUUUUGAGAUCCUUUCAAUGUUGGGAUCGAUUCUUCCACCACCAGCGCCGUCGGGGAUCACUGGACUGACGAUUUACUUGGCCGGCGCACAAGGGCAGGUGGUCGGUGGAGUUGUGGUGGGUGCGCUCAUUGCUUCCGGUCCAGUCGUGAUCAUGGCGGCGACGUUCAUGAACGCAACGUUCGACCGCCUGCCGUCGGACGACGAAGAAGUGGCAAGCGCUAUACAGAGCCAACACUACGGCCAAAAUGGACGGAGCCACCAUCAUGUGGAUGUGUCGGAUCUGUAUGGUGUGCCGCAGAAUUUGAUCACCAACAGCGCACUUCCGCCGGAAUUGUACUCUUGGGCAGCGGCGGGCAGAACCAUGUCAAAGACUUGAGCUCUAUCAUAUGUUUAGUGAACUUUGUAUUACAACUCAACAAAUACAUUUUUAAUAAAUAUUACCAAGUGGA